AUGCCGCUCAGCGAUGAGCUGCUCGCAGAUUCAGCGACAGAGACAGACUCGACUGCCGUUCUGCCGCAGCUGAUAAAGCCUCGAGGCAGCAGCGUUCGCCAUUCUGUCAUCCAUCUCUUCGAGGACAAGAUGUUUCGAAGCCGUAGCUUCAUGGGACACAAGCGCUCGCACAGCAACACUGAAAGGCCGCCUAUGCCAGAAUCAGAUGGCAUCGUACGCACGAGCACGAUCACCGUGCAAAGCGAACACGCCAGGCCAGCGCGACCGGCGGAUGUGACACACAAGGCGCCUGCCACCUCUGCGCCUGGCAUGAAGACCGUCAGGUCAUCAGGCGCUGUCUCAACACGGAGCACAAAGUCGAGCAAUAGCGCUCGCUCGCCUUCAAGACCUCGUGCGCCCAUCUCACCUCCGAUGCCCGCCUACUCGACCUUUGAUCGUAGUACACAUGCAGCCGCUUCGCCGCCUCAGCCACCUUCAAUCCGACCGUUGCAGCCUCGGUCACACUCGCAGAUUUACUCAGCAGGAAGCUCGGAUGUCAAAAGGCCAUCAAUGCCCCGGGCAGCAUCGUCCUACACAUCAUCAGCUCGUACGAAUAGUAGCGGUACCAACAGCAGCGGCACAAACAGCAGCGGCAGUCUGUCUUCGGCUACUGACUCUAUGCUCCGCUCUGCCUCUUUCCGUACGAGCUCGUCAACAACGACGUUGGCAUCAAUGAAUGACGCAGAUGGAUUGGCGAUUGCCAGCAAAUACGGAUUCCGCGGCGCUGCCAGGACGCAAAGCAAUGCAAUCGCUCCACGUACCUUUACGCCUGCCAUGAGUUCGCCUCUGAACAGCCGGCCGGUAUCGCCAACGCGCCAUCAGCUUGCAGAUAUUCCUCUUGCACCUGGCGAGGCCAGCCCUACGACACUAUCGAGGCCGGUGUCAGCUGUGCGAAGCAGACCAUCUUCAGGCUCACUCGUGCGUCGCAAGUCUGUCAAUUCGAUCGGAGCAGAUAAAAGACUACAUCUAUUCACCAAUCUCAUUGCUCUUGUCAGUUCAGAGGCAAUGGAAUCGCUCAACAUCGACGAGAUUGUCGAGCUAGAUGAUGAGGGCAGUCAAGUCAUUGAUCUGAACAGCAAGCAAGUCAGCCAGUUUGACUUUGACGACGAUGCGGAUCGCAGCGAGGAAGAGGCAGCUCUGCCCGUUGUUGCUGGAGUGACUCUCUUUGGCAAGCUCGGCAAGAAGCUGCACACGAAGAGAAAUACCGUACCAUCCGGUCCCAAUCAGAAGGCAUUGCCAUCCGCAAUAAGUCUGCCGCUGCCGACGCCCCGUUCGCGAAAUCUCGUGUUCGGUCGAGCUCUCAAAAACUUGCCGCCUUCUGCCUUUUGCGUCAGCGUGAUUGCUGGCGAGCGUAUCGAGCUGCCCGUCAUUGUCUUCUCGACGAUCGAAGAAACGUUCUCUCGUGGCCUGCACCUGCCAAUCUUCCGCUUAGCAGGCAACGCGGCCAAUAUCGACCGCCUUGCCGAGACAUUCAGUGAAGCCCCGAACUACGGCAGCCAACGUGACUAUACUACAGAAUCAGUCGUCGAUUUGGUCGGCGUGCUAAAGCGAUGGAUGACCUCACUUUCCUCGCCUGUCUUCCAUCCGCAUCUGCUACCUCUGCUCAUCACAGAAGUCGUACAAGGCGAGACGGACAUCGAGACACGCACUGCGAUCGCUCGCAUCUCGAUUCAACUGCUGCCACCUCGCAAUUUUGGCUUGUUUGUCUAUCUAAUGGCGUUCCUCGCUCAAGUCGUUGUCCGAAGUGAGCAGAAUCGAAUGUCACCUGACGUGGUUGCGGCUAAGCUGGCAAGUGCCCUGUUCGGCACCUCCAUGGAUGGCGAUGCCGAUAGCCUCACUACUGUGCCAGCUUCUCACCUUGCCCUCAUGUUCAUAAUGGAGCAUUGGGUACGCAUCAGCGAGAACAUUAUGACUCCGACCAAGGACGAGAAGCUGGUUCGUUCAGCAUCUCAACGCGGAACGACUGCCGAAUCGAAGCGCAAGUCUGCUGCAACUAUCGCUAGUUCUCGCUACUCGUCUCACAGUAGUCGCGGGACAGCGUCCACUGGGGCCACUAGUAUCUCUGAGCCGACAAAGCGGCGACUGGAGGCCCGCAAAUCGUCAAGCGCGAUAGAUCCACUGAUGCAUGCUCGACUCCUGCAAGAUGCGGGAUCAAGCGAUGGCUUCAGUAACGACGAAGAGCACACGCCAAAGCUCAAGAGCGGAUCUUUUCGCUCUUCGCUACCCUCGCUCAUCCAUUCUGGGAUGUCAGACUCUGCCGAAAGCAAUGCAUCUGGUCAAUACUCGCCAAGAAGCCCCCCUGCAGAUCAAUCCGCUUGGCAAAGCGACAGCUAUGAUUCAAUACUGGAUCACAUACAUCUGUCAUAUCACUACGACGCUUCGGAGCAAAGCGAUAGCGAUGGAUCGCUAUUCAGUGUACGGCGUCCCCCAAAGCGAACUGCAGGCAGCACACCUUUGGCUAAGGCCGCGACGCUCAACAAUCGAGAGAUCUCAGCGCUGCUGAAGCGGCUUGAGAUCGCGGAGCACGCAGAGGCAGAGCGGCGGGCGGAGCUCGAGCGCCUGCGUCACAGCGUCGCCCUCGCAGCCAAAGAUAGAGAGAUAGAGCGCCUGCGCGCAGCAGCCGCAUACAUUUGA
Messenger RNA from Mixia osmundae IAM 14324, 2673 nucleotides. RefSeq lists its product as uncharacterized. Gene Ontology annotation, biological process: activation of GTPase activity; regulation of fungal-type cell wall organization; signal transduction. NCBI's taxonomy places the organism in Eukaryota, Fungi, Basidiomycota, Mixiomycetes, Mixiales, Mixiaceae. Gene Ontology annotation, cellular component: cell cortex. The record is from RefSeq and is a predicted model, not a curated record. Gene Ontology annotation, molecular function: GTPase activator activity. The transcript is spliced from 3 exons. The coding region runs from base 1 to 2673 and encodes 890 amino acids.